AAAAUCGUUUGGAUCUAAUACGACGUCGUAUUUGCUGAACGCGACGCGACCACUGUGACACAGUCCACGAGUACUCCUAAAACAACCAAAACGCCCCCAAUCUGCAUUUCCGCCACCUCUCUCUACCAUGACCACCACCACCUCCACCUCCGCCGCCGCCACAGCCACAGCCACCGCAUUCCCUACAAAUCAGCAGCACAAAACACUGGUCCUCAAAUCGGCGAUCCUCUCUCGACUCCUCCUCCUAACUCUGAUCCUCAUCUGGCGCUCACUCCUCACACCUUACGACACCUCCGCUCCCCUAAACCCUAACUGCCUCGAAAUCGUAAAGGACCAGAACUCUGACUCUGAUGUAGUGCUAUUCCCGAAGCUCGCCUCCGCCAUCGAAAACGGCAUCGUAUGGGACUCCGUGUUCUUCGUCCGCGUCGCCCAAUGCGCCGCCUACGAGUACGAGCAGUCCUACGCUUUCCUCCCUCUCCUCCCUCUCUUCAUCUCCUUCCUCUCCCACACAGUUUUCGCGCCAUUGGUACCCUUAUUUGGUUACAGAGCUGUGUUGGGAUUGUCCGGCUAUUUCAUCAAUAAUGUUGCAUUUGUGUUUGCAGCUUUUUACUUUUACAAGCUUUCAGUUAUUAUUUUGAAAGACUCUGAGUUGGCACUACGGGCUUCGAUUUUGUUUUGCUUCAACCCGGCUUCGAUAUUUUAUUCAUCGAUAUAUUCAGAGAGUUUGUAUGCCCUGUUUUCGUUUGGAGGGUUAUACUACUUAGUAACUGGUGGAAAUACUGUUGCUGUUGUUUCGUUUGCUCUCUCUGGUUGUGCAAGGUCUAAUGGAGUGCUUAAUGCUGGUUAUUUCUGUUUCCAGACUAUGCAUCGCGCUUAUGAUGCACUAUUCCUCAAAAAGCGCACUUUUUUGACAAUACAGGUUCUUACAGCUGGAGCUUUGCGGUGUAUCUGUAUUUUCACUCCAUUUUUUGCUUUUCAAGCAUAUGGAUACUAUAAUAUAUGCCUAGGACGUGACUUACAUGAAAUGAGGCCCUGGUGCAAAGCAAGAGUACCUCUGCUGUACAAUUUUAUUCAAAGUCAUUAUUGGGGAGUAGGUUUCUUAAGAUAUUUUCAAUUAAAGCAGUUGCCAAACUUUUUACUCGCAUCCCCUAUAUUGUCUUUGGCGGUUUGUUCAAUUAUCUACUAUGCAAAGUCGAGGCCUGAAAUUUUUUUCUCCCUGGGGUUUCAAGCUUCUAUAGAGGAAAAAAAUUCUUCAGCUCUGCUUUUUUCUCUAGAGUCAGUUCCAAGAUCAAAUAUAGCUCGCCUGCUAGAGAAAUCUUACUCUAAGAUACAAGAAAAUCACAACCUUAGACAGAGGAAGCAUACGAAUAGAGUGGAUCCCGUUGCUCUCCCAAUAGAAAAUGAUCCAUUAGCAAAGCUGGGAUACUUGUCUAUCUCGGUUCUCCCAUUUAUUCUGCAGUUGGGAUUUAUGGCAGCUACGGCAUUUUUUGUCAUGCAUGUGCAGGUGGCUACACGUUUCCUGUCAGCCAGCCCUCCCCUUUAUUGGUUUGCCUCACAUUUAAUGGUACAUCCCGGUUCUAAGAGAUGGGCAUAUCUAAUUUGGGCGUACUCUGCAGCGUAUAUCCUUCUUGGUAGUUUACUCUUUUCAAAUUUUUAUCCUUUUACAUGAUAAGCUCCACUGUGGAACCCUUAUCAUGUGGACUAAGUGAGAGCUUUUCCAAGUGCACAAGGGUUUGUGCCAUUCUCCUCGGCUUGGAUUGAGUUCACGAAUUGAUUGUGGGAGUUAAAAUCGAGUUCUGUUGUAUUAUCAUUGUAUAGCACUACUGCUGUGAUACGAUUUUUUUGCAUGUAAAUGAGUCUUAGAUACAGCAAGAUUUGUGAAGCUGCUCCUGUAUAUUUGGAAUGAUGUUUUGUUGAAUCUGUGUAAAGCAAAUGCGCUUUAACGUUUAGCUUUACUCUGUGGGAGCAGGGACUGUACAGCGGCACCUAGCAUAGACUCACCCAAGGCCUGUAACAAUCCAAGAUUAUAAAUUUAUAAUUUCUUUUUUCUAUUA
Messenger RNA from Quercus robur (English oak), 2054 nucleotides. RefSeq lists its product as uncharacterized. Gene Ontology annotation, molecular function: alpha-1,6-mannosyltransferase activity; GPI mannosyltransferase activity. Bases 128 to 1669 code for a protein of 513 amino acids. Lineage: Eukaryota; Viridiplantae; Streptophyta; Magnoliopsida; Fagales; Fagaceae. The transcript is spliced from 8 exons. The record is from RefSeq and is a predicted model, not a curated record. Gene Ontology annotation, cellular component: endoplasmic reticulum membrane; mannosyltransferase complex. Gene Ontology annotation, biological process: GPI anchor biosynthetic process.